Chanos chanos (milkfish) is the source of this 6503-nucleotide messenger RNA. RefSeq names its product furin (paired basic amino acid cleaving enzyme) a (gene furina). The record is from RefSeq and is a predicted model, not a curated record. The coding region runs from base 392 to 2803 and encodes 803 amino acids. The transcript is spliced from 17 exons. Lineage: Eukaryota; Metazoa; Chordata; Actinopteri; Gonorynchiformes; Chanidae. Gene Ontology annotation, molecular function: serine-type endopeptidase activity. Gene Ontology annotation, cellular component: trans-Golgi network; Golgi membrane. Gene Ontology annotation, biological process: peptide hormone processing.
CUCGUUUAUCUGUUAAAUAUCUCAAUUUUUUAAUCACUAUAUACUACAGCAAUUAUGUUGAUAUCUCGGUCAAAACUGGGUUCGCGACAAAUGGAUCACUGUGUUAUUGUUUCGUCGCAUAUUGUGAGACGGAGUCACCAAAGCAAUCGCAAAGUUUCCCUGUUGUACAGUAGAUAAGGAGACGGUUUAAGAAUACAUCACUUUAAUGCCAGUAGUUCCGCUGCAUAAGUUCAGCGAGGACUUGUGGUGAUUCCUGAGCUGUGCUGAUUCCACCCUGCCUCCUUUGCCUCCUUUCAUGUGCCCAGGGCAGCACAGAAGUUAUAGAAGACAUCUGUGCUGAGCAACUUGGUCACAUUAGGAACUCCAAGUCUGAUAACCUCCACCAUCUCUGAUGGAUCUCAGACUGGUUUCAUUGUUACUUGCAUCACUACUGAUCCUUUCAAACUCUGUGACAAGACUGUCCCAGGGCCAGAAGGUUUACACCAACACAUGGGCCGUCCAUAUCACUGGUGGAGAAGAGGAAGCUAACCGAGUAGCCAGAAAACAUGGCUUCAUUAACCAUGGGAAUAUAUUUGGGGAUUAUUAUCAUUUUCGUCACCGCAGGGUAGUGAAGAGGUCUUUAUCAGAACACCGAGGGACGCACCUCCGUCUGCACAGAGAACCCCAGGUAACGUGGCUGGAGCAGCAGGUGGUGAAACCGAGGAAGAAGAGAGAUAUUUACUCUGAGCCAGCUGACCCAAAGUUUACACAACAGUGGUACCUGUUCAAUCCCAGUCAUCGAGAUCUCAAUGUGCAAGGUGCAUGGAAGCAGGGGAUCACUGGAAGGGGUGUGGUCGUCUCCAUCUUAGAUGAUGGAAUUGAGAAGAACCAUCCUGACCUAGUGCAGAAUUAUGAUCCGAAUGCAAGUUAUGACGUGAAUGAUGGUGAUCCAGACCCUCAGCCUCGAUACACACAGCUCAACGAUAAUAGACACGGGACCCGCUGCGCUGGAGAAGUGGCUGCAGUGGCCAACAACGGCAUUUGUGGAGUUGGGGUUGCCUACAACGCCAAGAUUGGAGGUGUGCGCAUGCUGGAUGGAGAGGUAACUGAUGUGGUGGAGGCACAGUCCCUGAGCCUCAACCCACAGCACAUCGACAUCUACAGUGCAAGCUGGGGGCCAGAGGACGAUGGCAAAACCGUGGAUGGUCCUGCCAAGCUGGCCAAGGAAGCCUUUGUGCGGGGAGUCACUGAGGGUCGAGGUGGGCUGGGUUCCAUAUUUGUGUGGGCAUCGGGCAACGGUGGGCGGGAAAAGGACAGCUGCAACUGCGACGGCUACACCAACAGCAUCUAUACUUUGUCCAUCAGCAGCAGCACACAGAGUGGCAACGUGCCGUGGUACAGCGAGGCCUGCUCCUCCACCCUGGCGACCACCUACAGCAGCGGCGGCCUCAGCGAAAAACAGAUAAUUACCACUGAUCUCAGACAGAAGUGCACAGACUCCCACACAGGCACCUCAGCCUCUGCUCCCUUGGCUGCUGGCAUUAUUGCUCUUGCUCUGGAGGCCAAUAAAAACCUGACGUGGAGGGAUAUGCAGCACUUGGUCGUGAGGACCUCCAAUCCUGCUCACCUCAACACCAAUGACUGGAAGACUAAUGGGGUUGGCCGUAAAGUAAGCCACUCUUACGGUUAUGGUCUGCUGGAUGCCAGCGCUAUUGUGACUUUAGCCCGGAAUUGGACUAAUGUUGGCCCUCAACACAAGUGUGUCCUCUCCAUGAUGUCAGAGCCCAGGAAUAUUGAGAGUCACCUGGUAAUCAGUAAGAGUGUAGAUGCCUGCUUUGGCCAGCCCAACUAUGUCAGCUCCCUGGAGCAUGUCCAGGCACAGCUCACCUUGUCCUACAACCGUCGAGGAAACCUGGCCAUCUACCUAAUCAGCCCUCAGGGCACGCGCUCCACCCUGCUCGCUCCCAGACCCAAAGAUUACUCUUCUGAGGGUUUCCAUGACUGGGCCUUCAUGACUACUCACUCAUGGGAUGAGGACCCUCGUGGAGAGUGGACGCUAGAGAUUGAGAACGUUGCUGGAACCAGUGACUAUGGUACCCUCACGCAAUUCACCUUGGUUCUCUAUGGCACUGCCUCAAGCUCAGCCAGCCCGUCUUUAUAUAACUUCAGUGAAGCCUCUGAUGGCAGCUGCAAGACUUAUGACCUCAAUCAGCUCUGCAUAGAGUGCGACCCUGGAUUUUACCUGUUCCAGCACAGCUGUGUGAGAACCUGCCCACAUGGCUUCACUCCAGGUCCUCAGCCCCAUUUCACUGGAGACAAUGAGCUGAAUUCUGGCAUCCACCAAGCUUGCCUGGCCUGUAACCCUGCAUGUCUAACCUGCAGUGGCACCAGCCCUCAAGACUGCCUCUCCUGCCCUCCUCACAGUCACCUGGACCCCCUGUCCGGCACCUGCCUUCACCUGAACCAGAUAGAGCGUGAGUCUCCUGACAGCCCCUUCCUGCAAGGUGCUGUUGACCGCAUCCUCCAAUCGGAGCUGUCCUCUCAUGUACCAGCCACCGUGGCAGUGGUCAGUUGUGCCUUUAUUGUCGUCAUCUUUGUGGCAAUCUUUGCACUGCUGCAGUGGCGAUCCCCCAAGAUGAACAAAUUGCUCUUUGCGGAGAGUGGGGCAGGCCUUGGCCUUGGAAUUGGCAGGAGUGGAGUGGUGGCCUACAAGGGAAUCCCCAGUGUUUGGCAAGAAGAUGGAGGGAGCUCUGAUUCAGAGAAUGAGGAGUUUGAUAUCCACAAUGAAAGGACUGCCUUUAUCAAAACACAAAGUGCUAUUUAAGCCACCCUCUAGUCCUUUCUCCUGUCACACCUCUCCCACCAGUCUAUCCACCUCCACUCCCCAUCUCUCUUUGGUUCAUAUAUGUUUUUCUUUUUUUUUUUUUUUUUUUUUUUUUGGUCUUACACCCCCUUAGAGGUGAACUCCCUGAAAUCUGGGAAUGGCCUGAAAACAUCUGUUAUUGUGCCCUGUUUCACUCACUUUUCCCUCUCAUCUGGUUAGCUUAAACUUGGGUGUUUCUUUACAAAAGUCACCAUGGGUAAUUGGUUGGAAAAAUAACUAAAGUAAGUUGUUGUCCAAAAUGGCCAACAGUUUUGCCACAAUAAAGAGAUUACUGUUACUUAUUUUACUCAGCAUUUCUAAACCCGGUCUGUUUUUCUUUUUUCAAGUUCAAAUUUGAGAGGCUUGCAUAAUUGCAUUUGAGAUAUUAAAGAUGGGCUGACUCAAGUUGGGAAGAAAAGCAGUACAGUUAGGACAAAACGGAUUCCUGUUUCUAGUCAUAAGUGAAUCUACAUGGUAGCACUAAUCCUUAACUUUAUCUUGAUUGUAGCUGGGACCUUUCUGAGAAUUUCUCUCUAUCAGUUUUCUUAAGGUCUGUGUUUUAGUCACAAGGCUGGUUUUACCUCUCUCAAACACUUUGGAACAUGGGUGUAAUGAACUUGGGAAUUUGUGUGAUUUUUUUUUUUGUCUUUCUUUUUUAAAAUUUUAACACUAACAUUACCCCCCCCCCCCCCCAGAAACCCAUUUAAAGUAUAGUAACGGCUUUCUUGGACUCAAUGUGGGGUUGCUCUCAUUGCUCCCUGACACAUUGUCUGAACAGCAGAGCCCUAAAAUGUGGUGUGUGGGGAGUUCAUUUUGCACACAAAAGUUAAAAAAAAAAAAAAAAAAAAACACUUGUAAAGAUUCUUACCACCAACUGAAAGGAAAGCCCAUGGAGUUCUGGACCAAAAUAAAACUUGAAAUGUUGCAUUUGAACAUUCUGAAUUUUUUUGUGGAGUUUGUAGUGAUAAUCAUUUAGCGUGGUUGGGUGUGUGGCUCAGAAUACGUGUUUUUAGCUGGUUUUUUUUGUUUGUUUUUUUUAAACAAGGACUCAAGUGCUCCUUUCUUAGCAGCUACUGAAUGAGGCAGGGAUAGAAAUCAAGCUGGCCGGUCAGCCUAAGGGCUAGUAAAGAAUUGAGACAGUCUACCAUAUCUUUGCUUUCAUGGCUUAUAUCUUAUUGUAUUCUUUGCAUCUCAACUUUCUUAACUCUCAGUGUGAACCUUGCAAAACCUCACACUGUUUUUUUAGUUGCUAUGUUACACAAUAUGUAGAAGUGUUUAUAUUAACUGUGUUGGCCAAAUCGUAAUGUGUCCCUCUUAUUGUGGCUUAACGCUAAGAAGAUAGCAGCUCUGUAAACAAGAUUUGUAUCACUGCACAGCAGAUCAAACCAUGUGACAUAGCUGCUAAAGUUGACCCCAGUUUACCACCAUUUAAUGUUUAAUGCAUAGAUUUUUUCAGAAAAUCAAAAAAAUGUUUAUUCUUUAUUAUGAUGUUGGUAUGCAGUGGCCUGUCCUGCGAAGCAGAAUAAUGACGCAGGUUUUUUUUAUGGAGUAGCAAAUAUGAGUCUCUGGCGCCCAGGUUCUAAUGUAUCUUCAUUAAGAGCAACUUUAAUAUGCUGUGGCUGACAUUUUAGUUUUUGGUGUAAAAGGUUUUUUUUUGUUUUUGUUUUGAAGAUUGCAGCAACAGUCAUUGGUAGAGUUGAAUUUUGUAAGGAUUGUAGACUCACUGUAUGUGAAGUGGGAUCAUCCUGAAGAAGUCACACAUCUCUAUAUGCAUCGUUACAUUUAGAGUGGAUUUGUUUCGAAUAUAUUUUGCAGUUUACUUCUCAUACUUGUCUCUGAGUAGUCUUACUGUUGGAAAAGGCUAAGGGUUUCUAUAUAGACAUCAGUUCAGUAUUUCUUAUCUUUGAAGUACUAUUAAAUUAAUUUUAUUGAUUGUGUAUGAUUUCAGCUGCAUUGCCAAGGCUUACAGGCAGUCAAAUAUCUACGUCCAUCACCCAUCACUGAAUCCACCCCUCGCCUGCGCAAGUUACCAGUUUUCCUAUAACUUAGUUCAGUCUCUUGUGAUUUCAUUCUUUUUUUUUCUUUUAAUACAUCACAUUUCUAAACUGUUGCAUGGGUACUGCCAUUUACAUACAACUUUUAUAAAUAAGGUUUCCGCAGUGUGCUAUUCUUAUAGGGUUGUGUACUUCCAUCCUAGUUGCCAUCUGUAGGCGAAAUCAUGCCAGAAAAUUCCAACUGGUACACUGCUGGAUUAAGCCUCUUCCCAAAAGCAAAAGUGCUCUGUUUAACUCUACCACCUAGAUGUAACUGUUGUAAGUAUAUAGCUGCAUACCUUUUAAAGUGUUAGUCUGGCUGUUAAAUUACUUAGAUUUUUGAGAUUAAAAAUAACUUAUUUCAAUAAAAACAAUGUUACCAAUGCACACACCAAGAAAAUGAAUUUUGAAUUAGAUGUUUGUUUAUUUGAGAAAACCUGUGUUAUGGUAAGCCUGUUAAUUAACAAUGGGAUUUCUGUUGUGUAGGGUAAAUUCAUCAACAGAUCAGCAUAAUAAGUUCAGAAAUAAUGAGCAUUAAAAAAGGAUCAGUCCAAAAACCUUUACAACCUCUUUGCAGCAUUCUGUUGGCGAAGGCAGUGAAAGAAAAAAUUACAGUUGUUAGUCUGGUGCACUCAGAGGACCUUUACUUUGACAUGUAUUCGGUAUCUCAUAAUUAAAGUGGUAGAAACAAUAAUAGUAAUCAUCAUCAUUGUUAUUGUUAUUAUUAUUACUAUUAUUAUUAUUAUUAUUAUUAAAGUUGUUGUUAUUAUUAGUGUCUUUUUUUUUAUCUGCAGGGUGAAUUAUUAUUGUCCCUAAUCUACACAAUGUGACUGUUGAUAAGGGAGUUACAUCCUCUAACUAUGCUUGGGAUCACAGAUUUGUAUGUAUGUCAUAUCAACAAUGGUAUGCCGUUUUAAAGGCAUGACCAAAGAUUUGUAUUUGGAAAUCUUUGUGCCUAAGAGGUCUUCAUAGGGGAAUUAAUAUAAUGGGGCAUGAUGCAGACAGCAAAAUUACGAAUUUCAUAUUGUUUUCUUAACCUUUCCAUCAUAACAGCCCCUUUUUCAUCAUACCAGCCCUUAAAAUGUAUUCGGUCUUGCCACCUCUGAAGUAAACACGAAGGUAGGAAUAUCUAUGACAAUAACCUUCAGUAAUGAAUAAAUCUAGUCAACGAGAGAUCGAUAUUACUACAGUUUGUACGUUAUUGGCAUGUCAGAAAUGUGAUAUUGCCCACAAUCAGCAAUGGAUUCAUUGCACUAACAGGCUGAAUGUUUUUCAUUUUGUCCCAGAGAGUAAAUGGAUGUGUUACGGUCCAACAAAGCCAUCUACACACAAACCUUUUAUAGUUCACUGAACUUGUCCACACCUUACCUGAAUCCUGUCAGUGAAAAAGGCUGCAUGUUCUACCGUAGUAACUGAGACCUAUGAUUUUAUCAUUUAAAUGACUACCUGAGACAGGACAAACUUAUGUAGGCCAAGGCAUAUUUUUGUACUAUAUAAAUGGUGCAUCAUAAUUGUAAUUUAAAUAUUGUUUUGCCUUUUUUUUUUUUUAAUUUUUUUCUCUUUAUUUAAUUGAUGUCAAUAUGGGAAUUAUAGAUUCUAUGAAAAAUAAAGAUCUAUGCAAACAUGUA